AUGAGUUGUAAAAUUAAAAAAGGAUUAUCAUACGUGUUGGGAGAUUCCAACGAUAACGAGAAUCAUAUUUUGCCUAUUAAUGCCAUUCAAUAUUCUGCAGUAACAAAUAAUUUUUACACGGGUGGAAGAGACGGUACGGUGAAAACAUGGUGUUGUAAGAAUGGCUGGGAGCAUUCGCGACAGGGUACACCAAGUCAAUUCAAUUUCAAUGAAACCUUUGAAGGUUUGGAUAAUAGAGAUCUAGACAUUGAUCAAGAUAUAGAUGAACGGGUUUUGAAGCUAGAAACUGCUAUUUCGUCAAAUCCGCUACCAUAUUGUACUACACAAUAUGAUGAUUAUAAUAUUACCAAUAACUAUAAUAUCCACUUUGACUGGAUUAAUGAUUUGAAACUAGUGAAUAAUGAUAGAGACUUAGUUUCAUGCUCGUCUGAUUUGUCAUUAAAAUUAAUCAAUUUGCAUAAUUCUGACUCUUCAGAGAAGGCACAUGUCCAUAAAUUUUCUAAUGUUCAUACGGAUUACAUCAAGAAAUUAUCAUAUGUUGUACCAGAGAACACAAUAGUUAGUGGUGGGCUAGACGGCAAAGUUGUUCUUUGGGAUUUAGGAACGUUAAACCCAAUUCAAGAAAUUCAGACUCAUAGUCUGAACACCGCAUUGCCUAAUUCAAUUUAUUCCUUAGCAAACAAUAAUUCAAAUUUGAUCAGUACUGGUGGACCAAGUAAUACUAUCAAUUUAUAUGAUAAGAGAUUACCAAAUAAUUCGAACAACAUUAAAAAGUUAAUCGGUCAUCAAGAUAACAUAAGAUGUCUCUUAAUGAAUGACAAUUUUAUUUUGAGUGGUUCUUCUGACACUACUAUCAAAUUAUGGGAUUUGAGGAACUUUAAAGUUUACAAGAAUUUUGAUAUUCAUGACGAUGCGAUUUGGAGUUUGAGUACUUCAAUCUCUUCAUCACCAGGAAUAGUAAAUCAAUGUGAUGACUACUAUAACACUGAUUUCAAGGUAUUUUAUUCUGGUGAUAAAGGUGGUAAAAUUGUAAAGACCGAUUUAUCAUAUUUGUCGACCAAUCUCAAGAAAGAGAACCUGGGGUUUGACACAUUCACCGGUUCAGAUGACUUGAUGGAUGAAAAACUAGGAGUAUCGACCAUUAUUGCAAAGACAAAUUCGCCCAUAAUUUCAUUGUGUUGUGAAACAGACGUUCAACCAAACUCCAUUCUUUCUUCAACCACACUUUUAGCAUCCACUGAGCUGUCAUUAAAUAGAUAUGUUAUUCCGGAUACUGAUCAAUUAUCCAAAUAUCAGUAUUCUAGAAAUUGCUUAGACUAUAUUUUGAAUCAUGACAAUCAGGUAAAUGAUGAACUAACUUCAGGAUUGGGUGAAGUUGCUGGCGAACCAAAUGAUCUAAAUUCUGACUUUUAUGAUAUUGUAAGUCAUUUGUCUAUCGACACAAAUAAUUUCGACAUUCAAUCUUCAUUUUCGGGUAAUAAUUAUCCCUUAUCAAUACAUAAUGUCGAGAAUACUAAUGAAGUAGUCGAUAUUAAUGACUAUCAUUCCAUGUUCCUCAAUACUGAUGGUGGACCGUCAAUGGAGUACGUUAAUACAUAUAAGGAAGGUUUGUCAAGUAAGGAUGCCAUGGCUAAUGAGACUACCAUUGAUAAUACCCCUGUUGAAAUACUAUUAAAUCCAAUUCCAUCUGAACAAGUAACCCAAGUUCCAUUUAAUAAGGAACCAUAUAAUAAAUUUCCGUUAACUCGAAAAAGUAUCAUUGCGAAAAGGCUAUUCAAUAAUAGAAGACACAUACUUGUAUUAUAUUUGAACGGAGAUUUGAAAAUUUGGGAUAUAUUUGCCUGUGCAGAGAUCAAGACAUUUCCUUAUGAAUCUUCAACAUCUACUGAAUUAACAAAAGAUUUAAUAGAAAAUAGACUGAAAGAAAUGGAGAAUAUUUUUCGUAAAUACCAAACCGAGGAUACUUUAAAUACGUGGUGUGAGGUGGAUAUCAAAUCUGGAAAGCUUUUGGUUACCUUAAAGGAAUCUAUGUUUAACAAUGUAGAAAUCUACUAUGACGAGUUAUGCAAGGCUUAUCCUUAUUUAUCUUACAAACAUCCCGACAGUAUCGAAGCUUUAAAAAAUAACGAAGUUAAACCCUCUAUUGAUGAUAGAUUGCCCCUUGCAAAGAUCUUGAUAAACUCAUUGUUUCAUCAAUAUGCCAUCUAUGAAUGGGGGUUUGACAAUCUAUUGCGGGAAGAAUUAAAGGCAUACAAAAGAGAUAAUCGGAAAAUCCCUCUUUCAUCGUCGUAUGAAAGGUUCACAAAUGAUCGCUCAGUUGCUAUAACUAGCAACUCAUCAGCUUCAAACGCAAGUUCUAUGGAUGGAUCGAGUUUAAAUAAUACAGCCAAAAGAAUAAAAAUGUUCACUAAGAAGCCAUCUAAGAAUAAUAUUUAUCAAGACGACCGUCAAACGCUCGCGUCUAUUAGCUCUGCUGCUAGCAGCGUAACCGAAUAUCCUAUUAGCAUAAAUGAUUCAACUCUCAUGUCAAAUUUUAUUAACAGUGAUGGCCUUGUAUCGAUAUCACAAGAUUCAUCGAAUGAAGAUUCAAUAAUGAGCAUGUUACAAUAUAACAAAAAAAGAUACUGGGAAAAGUAUGCUUCGUUUGGUAUCAACAGAACAGUCGACUCUAUACUCAGAAUAUAUUCAAACGAUCCUAAGUAUAGCAUGCCAGAAGACAACAAUGAGUAUAAACCACUUUUUUACCCUCAUAGACUUCCUUCGAAUUUGCUAAUCAUAAUAUUUGAACACUCACCUGAAUUGGGUAACAUGAGGGACUUGUGUAGCUUUCAUCUAGAGGACCUCACCAGGCUUCAGGACAAUUCAAGCACUAAUGAGCCUUUGGUUAACGACUUGAGGAACCACUUGCCCGUGUGGAUAGGCAAACCUGUUUUAUACAGCAAGUUCCCUGUCAAGGAGAAUCCUAAGAUUGAAUUCAAGCUACAAGAAGUUGACUACACCUUAUUACCACCUAGUACGACAAUUGGAGGAAAAUCACAGAAAAAAAUUAAACGCUUACCAAUGAGCGACAGCAUAAUUAAAUUGACAUCGCACAAUAUGUUACGAGUUCUGAAGAUCUUAACCUAUAUCGCCGAACGCUUUGACGGUCGUACCCCAGAAAUGAAAGAUCUAAAGAAUCCAUCGGAGUGGUUGGUUCUUGAAUGCAAGGGUCAAGAAUUGCCUUACAAUUUUACUCUACAAACAAUUAAAACAAAAAUUUGGAAAAGCAGUUCCGAAAUAGAAUUGAGAUUUAGAAGAAAGUAUGAUUAG
Molecule: messenger RNA, 3309 nt
Organism: Debaryomyces hansenii CBS767
Lineage: Eukaryota; Fungi; Ascomycota; Pichiomycetes; Serinales; Debaryomycetaceae
Exons: 1
Coding region: 1-3309 (1102 amino acids)
Biological process (GO): protein deubiquitination; double-strand break repair via homologous recombination
Molecular function (GO): ubiquitin binding
Source: RefSeq, a predicted model, not a curated record